ACUCACUCAUCAUUAAAAAUAGCGGAGAGGGUGUGAGAGAGUGAGGUUGGAGAAGGCUGCGUGAGCCCCGUAUUUCGAUCAUGUCCUCAUCCGGGACCGACUCAACUUUAGGAUACUUUGACAGCAUCGUGGCUCCUUCCAAGCGUGUUCACAAAGUUUUAUUUUUUUUAGAUUGUAUUUUUAUGUAAUCUCUUUUUAUUACAUAGGCUAUACAAUCAUUUUGAUUCCAUAUCUGAAUAGAUGUAUUGUCAGUCAACGUAUCUUUAUGAAGCACUCAACUAUUUGUGAAUUCUUCUGGGAAGAACAGGUGUUAAAAAUCUGCGGAUUCAACACAAACGAAGGCAAACAUUUGUUACAAAGUUGCAAUUUAGCGUUUGGAUAGGAACAACACAGGAAGAGGUCUUGAAGACGGAUGUAACUCCAUGACCAAUGUCGCGCGCGGUAACGAAUUUAUGAUUCGACAAAUGUUGCUCCCAACAUUGUGACAGUAGUACUUUCCUCGACGUGCUUUGGAUUUGUCUUCUACGUUCAACGAAUUGGACCAGUAGCCUAAUUAUCGGUCAGAAACCAAGACAUGGGGACUCAGGGCACCGGACGAAAAAGAAACCCCAAUAAGGACAGGUCGACGGCCGAGGAUGAUGCCCUUAAUCUCAUAUCAAGAGAGGCAGAGGCCAGGCUGGCAGCAAAGAGGGCGGCCAGGGCAGAGGCCCGAGAAAUCCGUAUGAAGGAGCUGGAGAGACAACAGAAAGAGAUCUAUCAGGUUCAGAAGAAAUAUUACGGCUUGGACAACAAAUCAGACAAAGUAGACAGCGAAUGGGGACACAUCGAGCAAUGGAUGGAGGACAGUGAGAGGUACUCACGCCCCACACAGAGACAUACUUCGAUCUCAGACGAUGAUGAGCGGAUGUCUGUGGGCAGCCGAGGCAGUGUGAGGUCGGAUCUUGAUGCAAUAGGGGCCUACGGAAGAGGGGAGAAGGACAAGAAGUCCAAGAAAAAGAAGAAACACAAAGACAAACACAAAGAUCGUGACAGCAACGGCUAUGACAAUGAGUACAGUGCUAUAUCCAGUCGGAGCUCCAGACUCGGUGAUGAGAGCACUAGCAGGGUCUCUCGCUCGUCCAGACUAGAUCUGCAGCCGAGCUCAAGACUCAGUGAUGAGAGCAUUAGCAAGGUCUCUCGCUCCUCCAGACUGGACCUGCAGCCGGCAUCCUAUGCUUCCUCUGACCUUAACAGCAACAAUGGUCUGUCCUCUUCUAGGCAACGGCUUUCUUCCUACGAGGGCUCUUUGUAUGAGGACAGUCUGUACAGUGGAUCUCGGCGGGUGACCGGCUCCAGCUCUCGUCAUUCAGAGUACAAUAGUUAUCGCGGCAGCGGUUCCAGGGCGUCCUCCAGGGCGUCCUCCAGGGCCAGCUCAGCCCGUGCCAGCCCAGUGGAUAAUGACUGCAACUCUGUGGCCAGCUUCCUGCGCAGCGCGGCCACCAGCAGUGGCCUGCCCAGAGACCUGGAUCACAUGACCAUCCCCAAUUUAUCAGACGUGGAGGACCGAGAUUACCUGGAAAAGGGAUCUCGAGCCACUUCCACCCUAUCGGCAGCCACCCUCGCCUCGCUGGGCGGGUCUUCCUCCCGGGGAGAAAGUGGUGAAACGUCCAUCACUGGCGACACAGAAACCUCCAUACGAGAGAUCAAGGAGAUUCAUGAGCUGAAGGAUCAGAUCCAAGAUGUGGAGUCAAAGUACAUGCAGAGCCUCAAAGAAGUCAAGGAUACCUUAGUGGAGGUGGAGGAGAAGUACCGCAAGGCCAUGGUGUCCAAUGCCCAGUUGGACAACGAGAAGAACAACCUGAUGUACCAGGUGGACACGCUGAAGGACUCGCUCAUGGAGCUGGAGGAGCUGCUGUCCGAGUCACGCCGCGAGUACGAAGGGAAGAGCAAGGACUUUGAGCGUGAGAAACAUGCCCAUGGCGUGCUGCAGUUCCAGUUCAAGGAGAUGAAGGAAACACUAAAACAGAGCGAGGAGUUACUAACAGAGAUCCGUCAGAUGCGUCUCAAGCAGGACGGCUUUGUUAGGGAAAUCUCUGACCUGCAGGAAACCGUGGAGUGGAAGGAUAAAAAGAUCGGGGCCUUAGAGCGGCAAAAGGAGUAUUCGGAUGCCAUCCGAAAUGAGCGGGAUGAGCUCAGGGAUGAGGUGGUCCAGCUGAAAGACAUUCUGAAGAAACAUGGAAUUGUCCUCAGACCUGACCUGACUGCCAAUGGGGAAAUGCUGGAGUUGGGAACUGAAGGGUCAGCCAGUGGAGAUCCAGCUUCUCAAUUGGCUCAGGAUUCCCAGACGUCGCCCAUGGAAGGGGGGAACAGCAUGCUUGGCAGAGCUCAGGAGACGGAGUUGGGAAGUAGAGGAGAUAAGGUGGUGGAUCCCGGAAGGUCCAGGCAGCAAGAGGAUACACACGAGGAGGAGGCUCAAGAGAACCAUCUGACCUCGCCCACCCCCUGUAGCCUCGUUGGUGUUUCUGAAACAGAAACACCAAGGGAGGCUCAGCCAUUCUCACCCACAUUGGGGGAAGAGGUUGAAAUUGAAGGCAGUGAUGUCAACAAAGACUCUGACAAUGGCAUACCAGUAGUAGAGGUCAAAAGUGGACCGGUCUGUGAUUCUCAGGUACUUGUGGUUGUAACAGGUCCUGAGGAAGAGGUUACAGUAGCGGGGGAGGGGUAUGAAGCAGCAGGUGUAGAGGGGACAGGGCAAGGCAGAGUAGAGGUUGCAAGCGAAGGGGAAAUGGGAAUAAAAAAUGACAAGGCAGAUGAGGCAGAGACCAAAGUUGUCAAGAGCAGUGACGACACCAAAGAGACGUCCUCAAAAGAGCCUACCUCAGAAUAUGGUGCAGCAGCUGAACAAGAGAAAAACGAAUCGAGUAAAGACGUGAAAUGUUUAGACUCAUAUCCUCUGCCUAGGGAAACCAUUGAGGACACCAUGAAAAACAGCACACAGAUUAGCCAAGGGACAGACCUUGAUACUAGUAAGAGCCCAAUCAAAUCAAACCCUGAGCCUCGGAAAACAAAAAAGGCUGAAGCGUUACCAGAGAUAACUGACCUGCAGCCACAGGCCCAAGCGGGCAACAAGAAGAAGAAGGGCAAGAAGAAGAAGGGAGAGACACAAAGCGAUGUAAAGCAGGAAGACCAUAAGAAGAGCACAACAGAAACGUGUUUAGUCUCCAUGACAAAUGGCACACAGAUUAGCCUAGGGACAGACCUUUAUACUCCUAAGACCCCAGUCGAAUCAAACCCUGAGCCUCAGAAAACAAAAAAGGCAUGUGUGUUGCCAGAGACCACUGACAUGCAGCCACAGCCCCAAGGAGGCAAAAAGAAAAAGAAAGGCAAGAAGAAGGGUGAGAAACAAGGUGAUGAAACGCAGGGAGAUAAGAUGAGCACAACAGAAGAAGAUGUGGUCUCCACCCCAAGCGAUAAGGAGCCAGUAGAGGCGGUAGGAGAGGGGGUUAUCACAAUAGAGACACAGCGAGAGGAGGGGACCGGUAGUUCACCAGAUCGAGAGCUCCAAAGCCCUGAACAAAAAGCACAAACCAUAGCUGAGGGACUGAACCUGAAGGAAGAACAACUAGAAGAAGACCGAGUAGAGCCUACCAUUGAAGUAUCUCUGACUGACCAAGCUAAGAGUGAGGAAGUUGUCUCAAAGAAGAAAAAGAAGAAAAUGAAAAAGGACAAACACAAACCUACAAUGGAAUUAGAGAAAUCAGAAGGCGAGAUAUCAGUAUUAUCCCUAGAGUCCAACAUUGGUAUUGCUGAUCCUGUUGAUCACUCCAAGUGUAUAACCAGCGCUUAUAACCCUAUGGAGGAAUUAGAAUCGACAACAGAUACUGGUACCCAAAAGGACGAGUCGGGGUACACAACCAACCAUGAUAACUUUGGAGACUGUUUGAAGUCUUCAGCUGACCCUAAAUGUCCAUUGGACUCGAAACAGUCCACAGCUGGGAAUUCAAACAAUGUCAAAGAGGAAGAUGCAAUCAAGGUCUCAGUUGAAGAGGAACAAACAAUCCAAGACUCAAAGGAACUUGAGGGGAAUAACUUUCACAGUCCCAUCGUCCUAAGACCAGAGCUCAAGGAGAGCGUGGAACCUGAAGACCUUAUCUUCCAUGAUGGUGUCGCUACUCACCCAGACCAGGCUAAUGAAAAUGCAACACAAGACCUAAAAGAGGCAGGUCAAGAUAAACCAAAUGGGAGCCCAGAAGAGCGUACAAAUGCACUUGAACAUGAAGACACUUCAAUGGCAAUGCCAGCAAAUGUAGAGAAAUGCAACAAUUCAGCAGAUGAGAAAUGUUGUAGCAUAUCGCGUGACCGCAACUGCCCUGCUGCUGAGACCAUAAGACUGCCUGAACAAUUGGUGGAUCUACCUGGUUGUCCAGUCACUGACAGGCACUUGUAUGAAAACAACAAGCCAGAAACACUUGAUGCAGAAGAGGCAUCAAAUGGAGGCAUCUCUACAGAGACCGAGCUGAAUGAUACAGAAACACUUGAUGCAGAAGAGGCAUCAAAUGGAGUGAUCUCUACAGAGACCGAGCUGAAUGAUGCAGAAGAGGCAUCAAAUGGAGGGAUCUCUACAGAGACCGAGCUGAAUGAUGCAGAAACACUUGAUGCAGAAGAGGCAUCAAAUGGAGGGAUCUCUACAGAGACCGAGCUGAAUGAUGCAGAAGAGGCAUCAAAUGGAGGGAUCUCUACAGAGACCGAGCUGAAUGAUGCAGAAACACUUGAUGCAGAAGAGGCAUCAAAUGGAGGGAUCUCUACAGAGACCGAGCUGAAUGAUGCAGAAACACUUGAUGCAGAAGAGGCAUCAAAUGGAGGGAUCUCUACAGAGACCGAGCUGAAUGAUGCAGAAACACUUGAUGCAGAAGAGGCAUCAAAUGGAGGGAUCUCUACAGAGACCGAGCUGAAUGAUGCAGAAGAGGCAUCAAAUGGAGGGAUCUCUACAGAGACCGAGCUGAAUGAUGCAGAAGAGGCAUCAAAUAGAGGGAUCUCUACAGAGACCGAGCUGAAUGAUGCAGAAACACUUGAUGCAGAAGAGGCAUCAAAUGGAGGGAUCUCUACAGAGACCGAGCUGAAUGAUGCAGAAACACUUGAUGCAGAAGAGGCAUCAAAUGGAGGGAUCUCUACAGAGACAGAGCUGAAUGAUACAGAAACACGACUACAGGACCCUGUAAAGGAAACUCCGGUGACAAUUGACUCUUUUAGGGAACAGAGACACAAUGAAAGUGGACCAUGCACUAUGGUGGCUAAAGCAGAAGAGCAAGAUGAUCCCAUUGAGGCCAAGCUGAAGCGUAACAAGGUACCUGGACCCAGUGAGCAGUGGAAUGACAAGGAGCAUGAAAAUGAGGGUCAAUCGUUUGACUUUUCUGACCUAGUUUCAGUGGUUCCUGCAAAUGUAUUCCCAAUAGCAUCCCAAGAGGAGGUCAGCCAGGAAAUGAGAACGAUGUCGGUAGGAUACAAAAUAGAGGUAGAGCUUGGUAAAGAGAAGGGUAACCAGGAAGAGCAGGAUGACAAACCGCAGGACACAGAGGGAGUUAGCACGAUAGUGGCAGAGGAAUCAAUUGAAGGGGGGUCGGAUAAUGCACCAGAGGAGCUCCGAAGCCCUGAAGAAAAAGCACAAACCAUAGUUGAGGCCCAGAACUUGAAUGGAGAACAACAACUAAUCACAUUAGAGGAGGGGGUUAGUGUAACAUACAACCAGAAAUACAUUGCAGAGGAGGGAGGGAGUGUGACUGUUGAACAGCAAGGUGUAGGGGAGAGCGAGAGGCAGCAGAAUGCAACUGAGGUAGAUGCUUUGCCAGUAGAGGAGGGGGAAGAGGCAAUCCAGUAUGGGUCACAGCAGGGUAGAAGAGAAAGUAGUCAAAGCGCAGAGGGCAACAACGAGCAAUCUAGGACAGGCUUGAAAAAAGGCAGUAAGAAAGUAAAAGGCAAGGGAAAAGAGGACUGCCGAAUGUCCUAGUUGUUAGGUCUGCACUCAAUAUAAACAACAGCAAAUAUUUAUGAAAGUGCAAAGAGUCUCAACUAAUACAGCCAAAGCAAGUACCAUUACAAUUCCUUCCAAAGUUAUAAUUCGAUGUACUGUAUUUUGAGGUCAAAGUAUUUGUGACAUUUUUUGUUUUGGCUUUGUAUUCCAGCACUUUGGAUUUGAAAUGAUACUAUGAGGUAAAGUGUAGCAUCCACAUGAAUUUAAUUUGAGCGUACUUUUUUGUUCAGCACUUUUUGUACAUGCUCUGGUCCCCCCAUUUUAGGGAACCAAAAGUAUUUGGACAAAUUCAUUUGUGUGUUAAAGUCAUCAAAAGUGUAGUAUUUGGGCCUAUAUUCCUAGUACUCAAUGACUACACUAAGCUUGUUUGAUGUAUUUGCAGUUUGUUUUUGGUUGUUUCAGAUUAUGUUGUGCCCAAUACAUUAUUUAACAUUACAUUUCUAUUGUCACUUUUAUUUUAAAUAAGAAUAUAAUGUUUCUAAACACUUCUACAUUAAUGUGAUGCUACCAUGAUUAUGAAUAAUGGUGAAUAACGAUGAGUGAGAAAGUUAGAGGCACCAGACCAUAACCCCAAAACAUGCUAAACAGGAGAGGUUGAGGGGGAUGAUGUGUAUGGCUCUAUAGUUUUCUCACUCAUCAGUAUUCAUGAUUAUCCAUAAUCAUUGUAGCAUCCACAUUAAUGUAGAAGUGUUUAGAAAUAUUAUAUUCUUAUUUACAACAAAAGUGACUCCAAAAUGACACAAUACAUUAUUUACCAUACGUUUCUAUUGGGUAUAAGCUUGAUGUAGUCAUUGCUUGGAAUAUGGGACCAAAUACUAAACAUUUGACUACUUUAAUACACAUAUGUGAAUUUGUCCAAAUACUUUUGGUUCCCUAAAAUGGGGGGACAAUGUACAAAAAGUGCAGUCAUUUCUAAACGGGUACCCCAAUUUGGAUGAAAACACCCUCAAAUUAAAGCUGAUUAUGAUAAACAUUAGACAUAUGAUGGCCAUGCAACAACAAAUAUGCCACUGUCCAAAUACUUUGACUUCACAGCAUGUGUGUAUUUUAGCACAUUUUUAGGGAAGUUUGCCAUAAGGGGUGGGCAAUCUUACCACGCAGGCUGUUUUUCCCCAAACAAGCAGUAACACACCUGAUUCAACUAAGAAAACCAUUCAUUUAAGACUAGUAGUAGUUGAUAAGUAGAAUCAAUCAAAUGUGUUACUACUUGCCUGGCCCUGGUCCUGGUAGGGUACAUUGCCCAUACUCUCGUAUAAAUCUGCAGCACCUAUAUCCAUUUAACAUUUACAUUUACAUAUCCCUAUAAUGUAAUAUUGAUUGAUUGAAUGACAGUAUGUUUUUCUUCAUCUAUUCAAGGCACAAUGUUUAUAUUGCAAUGCAUGAUAUUUGUAUCGUCGUACCGUCCUUCUCUCAUCCUGUGAUUUAUGGAAUUACCGGCCUAGUACACAAGGGGGCGCCAAAAAAAACAACCCAUUGGCCGUCUAACCAGAAUGCUAACAGAAUUGGCACAAGCAAUAGUUAAUUUCCAUGGAGGCUGCUAGCUAAAUAUGUUAAUGAGCCCAAACGAAAAUUAACAAAUUGCAAAGACAGGCAAUCCAGCUCAUAAAGGUAUAACAUGUAUACGUAGGAGGUAUACGUAGGAGCUACCAAAUCUAAUUUUUGGUUAGUUUAGACAUUUACAAGCUAAAUGUGAAUGGCAGACUUUGUGCAAAUUAAGUUUUGACUCAUGCAUGUCUGUGUGGAGUCGCUGGGGAAGGGGCCUGCCUGCUCAGACGGAACGUGAACGAAGAGGACAUAAAACGCAAGGAAAUCAAGCAGUGGUAGCCUUACAGAUAAUUCAUCCAAAGGGCUUUGAGUUCUCAAACACAGCAGAAAGCUAACACCAUACUAUGCCCCGUCAUCUUAUUAAUUCAGCCACUUACUUAGACAACUAACAAGUUAAACUUAGAGGUCACGUUAAUGCAGAUUUCUGUUUUUAACGCAGGAAAAAAAUAUAAAACAUAACAAAUCUUGCUGAAUUUUGUAAAUGCAGAUCUAAAAUGCUUAUUAAAAUUUCUGUUCGGCAUCAGA
Oncorhynchus keta (chum salmon) is the source of this 8077-nucleotide messenger RNA. Its product is annotated as leucine-rich repeat flightless-interacting protein 2-like. Gene Ontology annotation, biological process: regulation of transcription by RNA polymerase II. Gene Ontology annotation, molecular function: DNA-binding transcription factor activity, RNA polymerase II-specific; RNA polymerase II cis-regulatory region sequence-specific DNA binding. Bases 575 to 5983 code for a protein of 1802 amino acids. NCBI's taxonomy places the organism in Eukaryota, Metazoa, Chordata, Actinopteri, Salmoniformes, Salmonidae. The transcript has 24 exons. The record is from RefSeq and is a predicted model, not a curated record.